AUGUGGAAAUAUUUUCUUUUCCCUGCGAUUUUUCUACUUUAUAAUCAGAUUUAUUGUGUGGAAGGGGAACGUGUUGUAAAGUUUCUCUCCAGCAACUGCACCUUUAAUGAAAAAUAUUUCAAGAAUUUCUCAAUUACAAUAGUCGAGAACCUUAUGAACAUGGAUAUGUACCUUAACCGUCCCAUUCAACGGGGAUUCAAGUGCAAGAUGGACAUCCAGCUGCGUCUGGCGAACGCCAAGCACUUCCAAUCGGUGUUCAACCAGAAAAGUGACGUGUGUGCCUUGACGUCCAGUGUAAAGAAUAGUAUGAUCAAGUCUUGGUUUAAAGACAUGACCAAGCACAGCAACUUCAUGUAUAAUUGUCCAGUAGAAGUAGGCCACUACUACCUGCACAACUGGAAAAUGGGCAGCUCGAUGAUCCACAAGUUCCUCAUUCCUGGGUCAUAUCGUGGCGACAUCCACUUCUUCUAUGGAAAAUAUGGGACCAAGUCCCACGAAGAAACUUUAUCAGUCACAAUUGAUGCCCUUCUCUCCAACUAG
This is a messenger RNA of Drosophila bipectinata, 540 nucleotides long. RefSeq lists its product as uncharacterized. Lineage: Eukaryota; Metazoa; Arthropoda; Insecta; Diptera; Drosophilidae. The record is from RefSeq and is a predicted model, not a curated record.